GCCUUGUCAUUUUACACCCCACAGCGGCGACUCGGAGCAGGGUUGCACGUCCCAGCCAUGAAGUUCUGUAGGUGGGGCGGGCUUUAAUUUGCUUAUAUCUAAUGAUUUCAGGAGCCUCGCUUUAAAAUGGCGGCAUUCAGUACGCACCCCUGCUAAAGGCUCUCCCGGCACCGGGGCCACCUCGCGCAGCGCUGCUUUUGCUUCUGCCGCUAACAGAUGGCAUGUGUCGCUGUCGCUGCCGCUGCCCCCGCCGCUGCCGCUGAGAGCAGGACCCCUUAGCCCCCGGGUUUGCGCUAGCAGCAUAAGGUUUCUGAAAAGUGCCUUUUCUGAAGGCACUGCUGCUUCGGUUCCUCUCUAGAGCUGUGUCUUUAUAAACCCCUCUUCCUCCCCAGCCCCCAAACCUAGUGUGCUUAUAGUUCAUUCUCAGCAACUCGUCCGUUCUUUUUUCCCUUCGAUUCCCAGUUUCCCUAGUCAUUUUCCUACUGAUUUUGCGGCAAAUUUUAUUUUUACAGUUGUAACGUCCUUACCAAUCUUAAUCAUUAAAUACAAGAAGUAGGGAGAAAAACAUUUCUCCCCUUGAUCUGAGACCAUUCCACAAAUUGAAGGGCAACCAGCAGCAUAUGCUUUUUGCAAGAAUAAUUGAAAUAUCAACUGGAGAGCACAGAAUUCUUUUGAAAGCCUGCCAGUUAUUUGAAGCAACUUCGGCAGAAGAACAAAUUAAACACUCAAGAUCUUAACCUUUCCGGUUGCCUUCUUAGGUGUUGGUCUCUAAUUUAAUUCUUAGCUAUUCUGAUACAAUUUUUAUUUUGUGAUUGGCUUUUUGUUUGACCAGACCAAAUUUUGGCUGAAGCGAAAACCUAAUUACUAACAAAGAAGCAUUUCACCAAAGCAACCUUCUCUCUUCACAUAUACCUUGAAUCUAACUUCGCUUUCAAUAUGACGGCUGUCAAUGUUACCCUGGUUCGUGACACCAAGUGGCUGACUUUAGAAGUCUGCAGAGAAUUUCAGAGAGGGACCUGCUCUCGAGCUGAUGUAGACUGCAAGUUUGCCCAUCCGCCAAGAGUCUGCCACGUGGAAAACGGCCGUGUGGUGGCGUGCUUUGAUUCCUUAAAGGGUCGGUGCGCUAGAGAGAACUGCAAGUACCUUCACCCUCCGCCACACUUAAAAACUCAGCUGGAAAUUAAUGGGCGCAACAAUCUGAUUCAACAAAAGAGUGCCGCAGCCAUGUUCGCCCAGCAAAUGCAGUUCAUGCUCCAGAAUGCUCACAUGUCAUCACUUACUUCUUUUCCUAUGAAUCCGUCACUUGCAGCUAAUCCUGCAAUGGCUUUCAAUCCAUAUUUACCUCAUCCUGGGAUGGGCCUGGUUCCUGCUGAACUUCUACCGAACGCACCCGUUCUGUUUCCUGGAAACCCGCCUCUCGCAUUGCCAGCAGCGGCUGGUCCCAAACUGAUGCGUUCGGAUAAACUGGAGGUUUGCCGAGAAUUCCAGCGUGGAAAUUGUACCCGUGGUGAGAACGAUUGUCGCUAUGCUCACCCUACGGAUGUUUCCAUGAUUGAGGCAAGUGAUAAUACCGUGACGAUCUGCAUGGAUUACAUCAAGGGGCGAUGCACCCGGGAGAAGUGCAGGUACUUUCAUCCUCCUGCACACUUGCAAGCCAAACUCAGGGCAGCUCAUCACCAGAUGAACCACUCAGCUGCCGCCUCUAUGGCCCUCCAGCCUGGUAUGCUUCAACUGAUACCAAAGAGAUCGGCACUUGAAAAGACCAAUGGUGCCACUCCGGUCUUUAACCCCAGUGUUUUCCACUGCCAGCAGGCUCUGGCUAACCUGCAGCUCCCACAGCCGACGUUUAUCCCGGCAGGGCCAAUACUGUGCAUGGCACCCGCUUCAAGUGUUGUUGAAAUUCUGAACAACAGAGUUACGGAGUAUCAAGAUCUCUCCGUGAGAACCUCCAUAUGGCCUUUCCACAUAUAUUCUCGUAGGUCCUCUUCUACCAACGCAACAAUAAGUGUGGUGCGGUCAAUAUAUUAAACAAAACGCAUAUACCAACCAACAGAGUCAAACAAAACCAACAAAGCAUUGAACAGUCAGUGGAGAUGUUGAAACAAAACACGCAGAGAAAAUGAAUAACUAACAUUUAUCUUAUUUGAAUUAGUAGGUACAACGUGACUGUAAAGUUUUGUAGUUUGUUGCAUUAGUUUUUGUGAUUUUCCAAUAACCAUUAUGCUGAGUGAAUCUCCACAGUGGACUGUUGGCUUACUGUGCAUUCUUGGUGGGUAAAUGUUCGUCUGUUUUGAAGUGUUACCUUACUGUUUUGUUUACACAACAGUCUAUUGGGUUGGUUUAGAAUGUAACAAAUGUAUCCAGUACCAUUUUCCUCACUAUUGUAUUGUAUUGUAUUGUGGUGUGUUGAGUUGUGUUAGAUUUUUACAUACUAUAGUGUUUUCCUCUAGAUGUGUGGUGUUUGAUUUCAACUAAAAUAUUACUAAUGGGAAACAGAAAUAUCUGUGUUUGAAAAACAUAACAGAUUAAUGUUAAUAUGCUUUCUCUCUCUUUAGAACAUUGCUGUAGGUUUCUUGACGCAGGCAUUCAUUAUAAACACGCAUAUGUAUAAUUUGUACCUGCGGAUCUGACCUGGCAUAAUACAAUCACAUGACUAGGUUUUUUUGGGGGAGAGAGACAUAAUCACCUGCAAAAAACAGGGAACUUCUGAGAAUAUGAACCUCUAGUCUCACUCCUCAAAUAGCUUGCAAAAUCACAAUUUACCUUUAGAGGAAUUUCUCAGCAUUUAUGGGCAGUGCCCAUGACGUUUCUCGUGGUUCAAUGAUCCUAUCUCCUAGGUUGAGCAUCUAAAGCUGAGCCAUUUGUCAACUUCAGCUGAAAAUUGGUACUUGGAGCCUUAAAGGUAUGCUGAUUGUAGGUUAUAAAUUAAACAGGGAAGGGACGGCAUGGAGAUCGUUUUUACGUUUUAGAGGAAAGUGUUGCAAUGUAACCUUUUACACAAAUGCCAUUCUCUUGACGAAAAUGGCACAUGUUCCUUAGACUACUCUUGGAAUAAUAAGAGGCAAUCUUGCAAAAGUCAGAGUGAAAGAGAAUUGGUUCCAAGUGAGGUCUUUCCUCUCCAAAUGGACAGUCUUCUCCACUGGUCACAGUUGGAGCGUGACUAUAGGUUGGGAGAAACAGUGGGGGUGAGGUGGAGGGUAGGAAGACAUUUCAAAUGAUUUUUUCGAUUUACUUAAAAUUGCUAGGAAGGCUGUCCACAGUUGUCUUCAGAUUCAGUUCAACCGAAUUUCCAGUUCCGUUGGACACUUCAGCGAAGGGGCCAGCAUCUAAGUCAAGUGUUGCCUUUCCCAGACUUUAUUAACAACAGAGUCAUAUCAUAACCAAACCUUUUGUUUCUUCAUUUAGAUUUGUUUGUUUUUAUAUGUAUUUGAAAAUUGUAAUAGAGAGGUUUUCAGCACCCUUUGGAUGAGACAGACCGGCUACGCUCCAUGGAGCUGAGCUGAAUUCACGUUACUAAUCCUCAUGAAAUAAUUGUAUAACCCAGUAAAAUAGUAAUUCGUAUGGUCGGUGACAUACCUCCUCCACUGUAGUCAGUUAUUAAAGUCACUCUUGCUAUACAGUGCUAGAACCAUAUGAUGUUUCCCAUCAGCCUAGGGUUAAUAUUUUCUACUAAAUGUGUAUUCUCUCUCUAGAAAGCAUACAAUCAGCAAGUUUAAGAUGUAUAGCAGGUUUGUUUUCCUUUGUGAAAAUGACAAGCAAAGAGAAAAUCGGAUUUAGGAUACCUUAAGCUGGCUAGCCCUGUUUGAAUCACAGAACAAUGGAGUUGGCACAACCUCCUUCUCACAAGGGAUAAAACUGGGGCCUGGAGCACGUGACCUGCCCACGGCUACUUACCUAAUCGGGGGCAGUUAGACCCAGAAAAAUCUCCCGACUUCCGGUUGUUCCUCUGUUUCGAAUUGUUUGUGCUGCAGAACAUUCGCGACUCCAUCCCAAAGCAGAUACAUUCCGCUGAGAAUACAAAAGGGCAAAAUGAGCUGUUUGGUAGUGGAUACCCUGUUGUUCUUAAUGAUUGAUCCCGAAUCAUGAUCGUCAGUAAUUUCUAAAUGGUCUUGCUUGUGUCAAGACAUUGUCAUCUGUUAACAGUAUUGCCUGGAGUUCGAGAACAAGAGGGGUCCAGACUUUUACCUGUUGAUUCCUUGAACCACUUCAUUUCUGUUUCCCAAAAUCUUAACAUUGUUAGAGAAGAAAGUAGAGUAGGCCUUUGUGAAAUAACCUGUGUAUAGAACCCGUGCCAGUGCCUCUCCAGAGCUAACCACACAAACCCAGGAAGGAUGCACCGAGCUAGUCUGGUGUCUUCCUCAAAGGGGAUAGAGAUGUCUUCAGUGCAAAAUGAACUCUUUUGUGUAAUUUGAUGUUUUGAUACAACGUACUGUCUCAUUUAACCUUUUCCGCUUCUGACGAAGAUGUACAUAGACAAGAAGCGUAGAGUACGGUGGUUUUUAUGAUGCUGUGAGCACUGGAAGACAUCAGUGAUGACUUCUUUUUCAGUAAGAGGUUCAGUGAAGGAUUUGCAGGGUAGUUGCAGUCUUGGUGCCACAAUAUUUGAUAUAGCUGGCAUUUUAAAAGUUACUUUGUAAGUGAAUUUAAAGAAAGAAGAUUCAAAGCACUAAAGUUUUGAUCAGAUGCGAAAGAACGUUGACAAAAAUGCAAUUGUAAGAUAGCACUCUUUAAACUAGUUGUGCAAUGACUUACUCAGAUUCUCUUUAUUCAAGAAAAGAAACGAAGAAAGGAGAGUCAUUAGACUAUAAAUUUCCAGUGAAAAAGCCAAGUCACAAAACUAAUCAGUGACUCUAAACAAUAAUUUACUGGAUGAAUUGUAUAUAUAAAAUUCUAACCACUUGUGAUUCUUAGUUAGCAUUUUAUAAGCUUUGUAUUUUACAAGGGCUUCUAUUCUUAUUUAUCCCGAAUUAUUGUUUUUGUCCAUUUCUCUCAGCCUUUUGCAAAAAUAGGCAAGAGUACUGAAACUUGGAUAAAACAGGUCAGGUAUACAGAGAAAAUAAUCUAAAAGUUAUCUGUUAAGAGGGUUUUAGUAGUAUCAAAAAAUUUUUUAAAGGCACUAUGUGAACAGAAGUAUAUUUUAAAGAGGGAUUAAGAUGAAAUUAAAACUAAAUGGAUUCAUAAAAUUGCUAUUUAAAUACAGUAUUUACUUUUGCAAUUGGAGCAUGAUUCUCUAACCAGCUGUUGCAUUUCAUCUCACUUGUCUAGACUAGAGUCUAAUCUGUAGUUCAUUGUCAUGUGAAAAGCCAUCUUCUCCCUCCUCCAUCAACCUUCGCCAUCCAUUUUCAAACAUGCGAAAGCACUUUGAUCUUGCCGUUAAGUGUUGUCCUACACCAUGGGGCUGUGUUCACUAAGGUUCCGACUUAUUUUAGUCUGUAGGGUAGGCUGUAAUGCACAGAAUGAUUAGAAACUGGAAUCCUCUUUCUUUUUGUCUCUUCUCCUUUUCUACACACCUUGAAAUCGAAGUAGGGAAAUAGGCUCUCCCGAUUGUGUUGAAUAGAUGUAGGAAGACAGCGGCCUCAUUGUUAAUUUUACCAGUGCCCGUCAAAGGCACCAGAAUGAGUAGUAUCUAAAAGAGUAUCAACUUUUUUUUUGCAAACCUAGUUGAUAGCAUCAUCAAACUGUAGAUAAUGAUUGCAAAUAUAGGUUCUGACCACUAAGUCACUAAUUGGUGCCAGGUUUUCAUUUUUUUUUUUUUAGUUUUUAAGGUUUUUAUUAUACUACAUUUUUAUAUCUUUAAGUCACUAACGAAUUUAACUUUACAAGAGAGUUAGAGAAAAGUUUAAGAGUUUACUACAUGUAGGUUCUAAACUGACACCGAAGCAUGAUAAGAUACGGAGUAUAGUCCAUAAUUAUUCUUUACAGUUCACAGUUUAAGAACAAACUUACCUUUAUAUACAAAUAAUAACUUUUAACUAAUUAUAUUUAGUCGUUGCUUUAGCAACAAAACUACAACAUGGCUACCUUUAGACACGUGUUUUUUUGUGAUGAUUUUACUUGUUAACUAUUUUACUUGUUUUUGACAGUAUGAGCACGUAGAAGGUAUAGCUCAAAACUCAGAGAACAGAUCCGGCUGAAUUGUUCUUUAAUCCCAGAUUGCCAUGCGAAAGUUGAAUUUGUGUCCUUACGUGACUUUUUGAUCAAAAAGUUUACAACACAUGGAUUCUAGAGUCAGGCUAGGGUUAUUCCACAGUAUUUCGACUUCGAAGCACCAUCAUUGCAUUUCUAAUCUAUUACCUGACCUUUUUUCAAAACAUUAUUUAUUCCAAAUUACCCUAUGCAGGAGGCAUAGCUGUCACUACAAAAAUUCUCUUUUCUGGAAUUAUAUACCCACCCCCAACACAUCCAAAUGAGGAUUAAAGAAGGAUGGGUGCGUAUUUUGAAAUGAGUUCGUAUUUGUAAAACCAUGCAUGAAGAUACUGUGGAAUGACCCCUUAACAGUGUUUGAGAGACAUAUGCUGCAGGUAACUGACGGCCUCAGUUAGGGUGCGACUGUGUGAGACACAUCUUUUUUGCACUUAUGUACAUAGUCCGUGAACGCUGUGCUUGGAGCUUUUGUUUUUUAAAUAUAAGAAAGCUGUGAUAAUAGCGGAAAAGUUAGUUAAGAUAGAGUUAUUUCUAAGGCCUUGAGAAGGAGGGGGGGUUUGCUAGAAGACUUCACUAAAGCACGAUGUUGCUUUGCUGAUGGGAAGGCUUUCUGGUUCACUACAGUUCACCAAAAGAAAAGACUGGUAACAGGUGACAGGUCACCUUCUGCUAACAGCACUGGCCAAGAGCGAAAGGCCUCCCUCUUUUAGCAAGACCAGUAGCAAAGAUUGUUGGCUUUUUAGAUUAAACUCCAUUGUAAACACACACACACACACACACACACACACACACACACACACACCAGGCAGGUUUCUGGCAAAGGUUUUCUUUCUUCAAUGGUUGCAAGCAGUGAAAUGCCCGGUAGGUUGCAAGAUGGAUAGAUCCAUUUUGAUCAACUUUGAUUUCAUCUUUCACAGAAAAUUACCAAUUGAGAUGUAUCUGUUACAUCAAUUACUAUCCACUUACGUGACAAUCAAAAGUGUUAACGUUCACCACUACUUCUCCUUUAAAAUUCAGAUCCCAAACCCCAAUUGGCAACCAUCGAAAGACUUAAUUUUACAGUUAAGGAUGGCCAGCAUGGGGCAUUUCGUUCCCUCCAACAAAAGGAAAAAAAUGCUGGCACAACUUUAUAAACUUUAAAAAUGGCUUUACUUACCUUAGACCUGUUCAGUGGAAGCUGUUCUCUGACUUGCCUCUACCAGAUUAGAAAGUGCUCCACUGUGCCAUACAGCCUCCCACUGUUUGAACUAAACAGAAGAGAACCAGCCCAAAUCUCACAUGUGUAGGAGCUGGAAAAGGAUGUUUCAAACAGACCAUCUCUGUCAAUUUUAGCUCCGGGGUCACCUACCAUUCCCCUGUCUAACUUUUUGUUGCCUCCAGGCAAUGGGGUUAGAAAGGUGUGAGGAUAGAUCACCACGGGUACUUUGAGUCGCUCACAUCCUGGGGUGUCGCCCUUGCCUUGGAGAAGGAGCCCAUCCUGGGAUUGAGGAAGCUGGUAUUAGUAUCGCUACCCAUCUUACUGGUUCUCACUUACAGAGAGAGGAAAAUAAGCCAAAGCCAGAAAGCAAUCCAAGCCUUACCGUUAUCCAAUAGCUCAGGGCCAGUUGGUUAGAAAUUUCUCUCUCCCCCCCUUCAGCCCUUAAUCACUUAGAGUCAGCUCUACAACUAACAGCCUGACCAUCUGACCAGUGUUUCCACUGGUACAAAAUGUAAGCAUUCAUGCAUUCUAUAGUUAGGGACUCCAACUUCCACCUCAUCACCAAAAUAUUUUCCCAACUUACCCUGUGUUCUUGUGUUGACAUUUCCCUAUGAACCUAUAAGCCACAAGAAUAUAUUUUCAUAAGGUCAAGAGAAAUAGACAAUUUUAAGUGAAGAAUCAUCUAUUAAAUAGUAAGAAUGAACCUAGAAGCAUCACGAAAGAUAACCAAUUAAUUGACGGCAUGUUGUCCAUGCUGACAGCCAUUGGGUCCCACUCUUUGGAGCCGAAACAUAGGGACCAUGUUUCAGUGAGUCAAAUUAUAGAAGGAAGCAUAACAAAAUGUGCAUGACUUGAGGCCCAGAAGGGACCUCUGCCAUUAAACCCAGGAAAGGGCUUAGUUUGACUAGUUCCUACAGUUUCUAGCCCCUCCACUUGGCCUUGCCUAGGAAAGAACCACCCAUUAAUACUCCAAAGCAGGAUGAUUCCACAGAAAUGUUAUCUUUAAGUAGAACCCAUCCUCAAUUAUAGUAGACCUAAAAGGAAAAAAAUGUAUCACGGAUGCUGUCUGUUCACGAUGGAAACCAAAUUAUUCUGUUGCUAUGUCUUUUGUGUCUAGCAGUUGAGAGAAUAAUACGACCAUCCUAUCGUUGGAUUCUGGGGUUGCCCUUUUCAAAGUAAAUUUCCUUCGAUUAUUGUUGUUGUUGCCUUAAUUAUCAGCAAGUGAACCAUUUAUCAUACCCCCAAAUUACAAUCAUUUAGAUUUUAAGAAAAGAUGUUCCUAAAUGUACUCUUGUUUUUUAAGGGCUAACUCUGUGCACUUAUAAAACAACAAUCCAGGAUAAUGUAGAAAAUGAAUCACAAAUUUAGGACAAAAGAAUGUCAAUUUAAAAAUACCUGUGGAUAAGAAAACUAUCAGCCCUGUGCAACAGUUACAGAUUUAAAUAAUGACCAUGAGAAUUCACAGAUGAAAACUCUUCCCAUCAUAUUUUGCCUCCAAAAUGCCAUAGUUCAUUCCCUCAACUGCUAUCGAUAGGAUAGAUGCUUUGAUUUUUUUUCCAUUUCCCCCCCAGGUUAUAGUGCUGUACUGCUUGUUUGUGUCUAGAAGUGUGCUUUAUGCGAGUCAUUUUAGUAUGCUACUUCUGUGUUGUUUAUUUUUUGGUUCUUUUAAUAAAAUGUGUAAAUGUA
Molecule: messenger RNA, 9028 nt
Organism: Ailuropoda melanoleuca (giant panda)
Lineage: Eukaryota; Metazoa; Chordata; Mammalia; Carnivora; Ursidae
Gene: MBNL3
Product: muscleblind like splicing regulator 3
Exons: 8
Coding region: 937-2028 (363 amino acids)
Biological process (GO): regulation of RNA splicing
Cellular component (GO): cytoplasm; nucleoplasm
Molecular function (GO): metal ion binding; RNA binding
Source: RefSeq, a predicted model, not a curated record